AUCUAUUCUAGACUUUCUAGUUCUAGAACAUGCCCAUCAUCUUUUAAAUUAUAACACAAAGGAGUGGAAGGAAGCUAAUAACGCAUCAUCAUUUUUAUUUUUUUCCCAUCUUCUCUUCCUUUUUGCUCGUAUAUAAAAGGAAUCCCUAGAAUCCCGUUUUAUGUAACGGACUUUAAUAAGCCGCGUACGGCGUAUCCGGUAAAUCGGCCCAGCUCGAGCCAUCAACCAACGGAGGAGAUCUCUCUCUCCCACUCAUAUCGCAACAACGCUGCCGGAGAAUCAACCUCUACAAAUCGAGACCGGCGGACUUAAUUUUGUCGGAGCUGGGAUCAGCUUUUAUUAAUCUCCAGAUCCCUCACCUGUUUCUAUAUCACCGGUUGGUAUUAUUAAGCCAUGGUUCUUGAUGGGCAUGUAUCUUCACCAUUAAGGAGGCAACAGUGUCUAAAGAAGCAGUGGGAAGAGUUGGGUAGCUGCUCCACGGUUGUUCAGAGGCAUAGAUAUCUCUUAACAGCGUUGGCGCUUUUGGCAUUCCUCUGCACUAUUUAUCUCUACUUUGCAGUCACUUUAGGCGCUAGGCACUCGUCGUGCUAUGGCUUGACAGGGAAAGACAAGGCCAUGUGUCAAUUACAACAUGUUGAAGCUAUCUCCAAAGGCAAACUGAAAUUCUUCUAGAGUGUUAUCGGCGACACCUUGCAACCCCAUUUAUUUAUCUUGUAAUAAAACAUUUUUUCUUUUUUUUGAUUCUAUGUUCCUAUUUGUGUGUUUUUACAUGAUGAAAAACCAGAUAUCCAUAAUUGAAAGAUAAAUCAUUUUUCGCUA
This is a messenger RNA of Capsella rubella, 819 nucleotides long. RefSeq lists its product as uncharacterized. Bases 394 to 672 code for a protein of 92 amino acids. Lineage: Eukaryota; Viridiplantae; Streptophyta; Magnoliopsida; Brassicales; Brassicaceae. The transcript is spliced from 2 exons. The record is from RefSeq and is a predicted model, not a curated record.